Molecule: messenger RNA, 3242 nt
Organism: Populus nigra (black poplar)
Lineage: Eukaryota; Viridiplantae; Streptophyta; Magnoliopsida; Malpighiales; Salicaceae
Product: probable galacturonosyltransferase 12
Exons: 7
Coding region: 1373-2974 (533 amino acids)
Molecular function (GO): polygalacturonate 4-alpha-galacturonosyltransferase activity
Source: RefSeq, a predicted model, not a curated record
AAAAAGAGGGACUAUAUUAUUUUAAUGGCAUCUUUUCAGGAAAGUGUUUGUCUACCAUAUGCAUGCUCUCAUCAUCAUCUAGAAAGCAGGCAUGGUUGUGGCAUCGUUGUUUUGGGACAUGCAUGUAUUUAUGAUCUGUUUCUAGUCGUGUGCUUACCUUCAAAACAUCAUUGGGUUGUCUCUCUUCUUAUAUACUACGGCAGCCUUAUCAUCUGAUAUUACUGCCUCGAGCUUUUGGUUGUGUUUUCUUCAUUCACUUUCCAAAAUAUUAGCGUACUAAGCUUGAUCCAUGUGCAUUAAAGUGUGUUUUUUGUUGGCUAUGUAUUUCAUCAAAAGGGGUAUAAGAUGUUUUUUGUCACACAGAAAAUAAGCUAUGGACUUGUUAAAAGAAGCUGACAUGCUCUGGUGUCAAUCUUCAAGUAUGCCUAUUGAACAAAACCAUGACUUGAAAGAACUUGCAGAUCAAGUACCUACUGGUAAGGGAAGAUAUCAAAGAACACAAGCAAAAAGAUUGUACAGACACGGUCUUUGUUCUCUCAGGUUCUCCGAGGAUAGAGGACCAACCUGGAUGCAUGUUCUGUUCGCGUUUUGCAGGCAUUUCUGGCGAGUUUCCUGCUUGCUUGUCAGUAUCAGAGAUUGGUCAUCAGCUUGCUAGUUCAUAAAUCGAUUAUAUUGUGAAUAUAUCAGACCAAUCACGCCCUAAGUAAUCUGAUUGCUAUUCUCUACAAUACUGAUCAGCUUGAUUUGUUACUGGAGAAGAAUAGUUUCCUGUUCUUACACACCAAAUAGUGUCCAAAACGAGGAGUCAUUUUCCAUUUAGAAGCCUUGUGAUGUCGAAGUCCAAACUCCCUUCAUCAUGCUACAGAGCAAAAAAACUUCAUUUGUUGGCAAAGUUAAGUGGCACCAAACAACAAACCUUCUAGUUAAAUAUAUAUAUUUUAUCAAACCCUUCCUCUCAACGUCCCUCCUUCAGUGCCAAGCCAAAGUACUCCAAACCCUUUAAAGCCUGUUCUAAGUCCCAUGUCUCUUUCUCCUUAACAACCCUCUUCGAUCUUUCUCAUGUAUAUUAAAACAUUCAAAAAACAAGUCUAAAAACACACACACACACACACACACACACAUGUCUAGCCCAAUUGCUAAGCAAGUUUAAUUAGGUGACUGAUAGAAACCUCCUUAAAUUAACUCCUACCAAAUCCUUCCUCUUACAGCCGAGUUCUUGCAAUUCUACUCAUCAGUUCUUCUUUGAGUGCGACUGCCAAAUGAUGAAAUAACCAACCAAGAAAAGACAACAAGAAACUGCUCUACUUUUGGGGUUGAUAUUGCUUCUUGUUUCUUGUUUUUGCUGUAUUUUAGGUGUUUGGUUUGAAAUAAAAUGCGGCUUCUUAUAUCACCAAGUUUGAGGCAUGUAACAGUUCUUCCAGGAAAUGGUGUUAGAGAAUUUAUCAAAGUGAAGGUUAGAGCAAGAAGGGUUUCGUAUCGAAUGCUCUUCUACUCUCUCUUGUUCUUCACAUUUAUUCUUCGGUUUGUGUUCCUUUUGUCCACCGCUGACACCAUUGAUGCAGAAACCAAGUGCUCUACACUAGGUUGCCUGGGGAAAAGACUAGGACCAAGAAUAUUGAGGAGAAGGCUUGAUUCUGCUGUACCAGAGGUGAUAUAUCAAGUGCUAGAACAACCACUUGACAAUGAUGAAUUAAAGGGAAGAGAUGAUAUUCCUCAGACAUUGGAGGAAUUUAUGGAUGAAGUGAAAAACAACAUAUUUGAUGCAAAAGCUUUUGCUCUCAAGCUCAGAGAAAUGGUCACUCUACUUGAACAGAGGACUAGAAAUGCCAAAAUCCAAGAAUAUCUGUACAGGCAUGUCGCGUCAAGUAGCAUACCUAAACAGCUCCUUUGCCUUGCCUUGAGGUUAGCCCAUGAACACUCCACCAAUGCAGCUGCUCGACGCCAGCUCCCAUUGCCGGAACUCGUCCCUGCGCUUGUCGACAAUUCUUAUUUUCACUUUGUCCUAGCUUCAGACAAUGUGCUUGCUGCUUCUGUAGUCGCCAAUUCACUUUUCCAAAAUGCUUUGCGCCCCGAAAAGUUUGUUCUGCACAUAAUAACAGACAGGAAAACGUAUUCGCCUAUGCAAGCAUGGUUCUCAUUGCACCCUCUAUCUCCUGCAAUAAUUGAGGUCAAGGCAUUGCAUCAUUUUGAUUGGUUCGCAAAGGGGAAAGUCCCAGUUUUAGAAGCAAUGGAGAAGGAUCUAAGGGUGAGGUCACGGUUUAGAGGGGGCUCGUCUGCAAUCGUGGAAAGUAGCACCGAUAAACCUCAUAUUAUCGCAGCAAAGCUGCAAACACUUGGUCCCAAAUACAAUUCAGUGAUGAAUCACAUUCGAAUUCAUCUACCUGAGUUGUUCCCAAGUCUAAACAAGGUUGUGUUCCUAGACGAUGACAUCGUGGCGCAGACCGAUCUUUCGCCUCUUUGGGACAUUGACAUGAAUGGAAAGGUUAAUGGGGCAGUAGAAACCUGUCGAGGACAAGACAAGUUUGUCAUGUCGAAGCGGUUAAAGAACUAUUUGAACUUCUCUCAUCCUUUGAUAGCAAAAAAUUUCAACCCGAACGAAUGUGCUUGGGCUUAUGGCAUGAAUAUCUUCGAUUUAGAAGCUUGGAGGAAAACCAACAUAAGCAUAACAUAUCAUCACUGGGUUGAAGAGAACUUGAAAUCAGGCCUGAGUUUGUGGCAGCUAGGAACAUUACCACCAGGUCUAAUAGCAUUCCAUGGUCACGUCCAUGUUAUCGAUCCCUUUUGGCAUAUGUUGGGGCUAGGCUACCAAGAAAAUACUAGUUUGGCCGAUGCUGAGACUGCCGGCGUCAUCCAUUUCAAUGGUCGAGCAAAGCCUUGGCUAGAUAUAGCAUUCCCUCAACUCCGGCCCCUGUGGGCCAAGUACAUCAACUCUUCUGACAAGUUCAUUACGGGCUGUCAUAUUAGGACAUCAUAACUUGAAUUUUGAGAGGAUAACGUUGACCGCAAUGGUGGUUAAUAUAUGUCUAUCUAUGAGGAGGCAAAAAAGGAAAGAGGAGAGAAUUCUUCACAAAUUCAAGGUCUUGACUUCAGAAUGUAUAGAUAUAUACAACCACAGGCAUUUGUUUGAUUGAUUUUUUUAGAACUCUUCCUCUGUGGCUGAAAGUUCUUCCCUUGCCUUCCCUUUUUACUUCAAUUCUCAAUUCAAUUUUAAUCAGAAAAUCAUGUUUAUGGAUUUUCAACCA